AUGCUCUUCGAGCGCAGAGUGAGUGAGAAGUAUACUAUAGGCAAAUGUCUUGAGAGGGUGCUUAUGCGUUUCGGUGGCAAGCGUAAUACUGCUGCCUUGCUGCACGACUACUUGGACAUCGACAACGUAGUGGUCCUUAUACGUGAUAUCGGAGAAAGGAACAAAAAGUCGACAUACUUCAUGUGCGAUAUGCAUUCCACUUUGCGAGAGAGCAUCGAAAACACUAAAAUGCUAGAGUUUCCCAGACUCGAUGUCGCACUAAAACGUGAUUUACAUCUUUACCAAAUAGUCGAACGGAGGCCAAAAGUGUUGCCGGAGGAUGGAAAAAAAGAGGAGGAACCACGUAACUAA
This is a messenger RNA of Babesia ovata, 351 nucleotides long. Its product is annotated as HIT zinc finger, putative. The record is from RefSeq and is a predicted model, not a curated record. The transcript has 3 exons. Bases 1 to 351 code for a protein of 116 amino acids. NCBI's taxonomy places the organism in Eukaryota, Apicomplexa, Aconoidasida, Piroplasmida, Babesiidae.